Aureobasidium musti is the source of this 1887-nucleotide messenger RNA. NCBI's taxonomy places the organism in Eukaryota, Fungi, Ascomycota, Dothideomycetes, Dothideales, Saccotheciaceae. The record is from the annotation of a GenBank genome assembly.
AUGUCAGCUUCAGUCCUAGGAAAACGUACCAGGAGCUCAACAAAUGCAUCAGAUAGCGGUAUCCAGACCAGGGCGAAGCGCCGUGAGACAUUGGUGCUAGGAAACGACGAGAACGACAAUCCAUUCUUCAAGCCAAAUUCUUCUCCUGCAACACAACUGCAACCCACAUCCACACCCUCGAAACGCCUAACCUCGUCACCGAAUAAGAUCAGUGCACAUUUUUCCGUUUCGAAGACCACCAAAUCAUCUACUGUCGUCAAGUCAAGUCCACUUGCCACACCACAAACUCCACGACAUCGCGAUGCCCUUGCCUCAAAGAUCACAAUCACCCCAAGGCAUCGCCAUCUUAUCACUAGCAGUCCCGAAACUCCUCGCAGUCCAUACACUCCUUCAAGUGCUGCCAACAAUGUAUACAAUCAAGCUCGUCAAAUCUUCUCAAGAUGUACAGAUCCUGGGGUAUUGGUUGGAAGAGAAGAAGAGAAGGAGCAACUGUGUACAUUCAUAUCAGAACGCCUUGUCUCUAGCGAAGGCGGAUGUCUCUACAUCUCAGGACCACCAGGAACUGGANAAAGUGCUUUUGUUGGCCAAGUCUGUCAAGAUCUUGCUUCAGACUCAGAUCGUGAAUUGACCAUCUCGACCGUCAACUGUAUGAGUAUCAAAACGGCCAAAGACCUCGCCAACACUCUGUCAAAAGACCUGGAUCUCAAUAGCCGUUCUAAACGCGCUGCCGAUCUAGACUACUUGCGCGACAUCUUCUUCGAGCAAGAUAAGAAGUACGUCGUCAUCCUGGACGAAAUCGACCGCCUUGUCGAUCUGGACCUCAAACUGUUGUACAGCCUGUUCGAAUGGUCCCUGGAGCCUUCGUCAAGUCUUAUUCUUAUUGGCAUUGCUAACGCUCUUGAUUUGACUGACCGUUUCCUGCCUCGCCUCAAGUCACGUAAUCUCAAGCCGGAUCUGCUGCCGUUCAUGCCAUACACCGCUCCUCAAAUUGCCAAUAUCAUCACUUCGAAACUCAAGGGCUUGGACACUUCAUUGACAGACCCAAACUUCAUUCCAUUCUUACACCCUGCAGCAAUUCAGUUCUGCUCCAAGAAGGUCGCAUCUCAAACCGGUGAUCUCAGAAAAGCCUUCGAUAUCUGCAAGAGAGCUGUCGACAUGAUCGAGUCGGAGACGAAGAUCGAGCAAGCACGUAUUCGCCUUCAAGACAGCCCGUCCAAGACGCCAUUGAAGGAGAAUCUGAACCUGGCUUCUCCUGCUAUCAAGUUGGCAGCCUUCCAGAAGUCGGCUCUCAAGGACCCUCGCCAGACUACUCUCUUUCCUUCUAUCAGUCAUUUGACGCUUGAGACUGCGCCGAGAGCGACAAUCGCCCACGUUGCCAAAGUCACAGCCGCCGUGUUUAGCAAUGGAGCAUCUCAACGUCUAGCAUCUCUUAACCUACAGCAGAAGGCUGUGCUAUGUGCACUAUCGGCGCUCGAGAAGAAGAAGCGCGAGGCACCCAGCGUGGUGACUUUCCCAAUGACACCUUCAAAGCAUGCGAACACCGCACCUACCAUCAAGCAGCUGUAUGAAGCCUAUUGCACGCUGUGCAGCCGCGAGAAUUUGCUUCACGCUUUGACCAGCAUCGAGUUCAGAGACGUGGUCAGUGGUUUAGAGACACUAUCGCUAUUAUCUGCUGUUGAAGCCAAGGGUGCUUCGUCAUUCUCGAUGCCUUUGACGCCCUCUCGUACACCCAGCAGGAAGUCCAAGUCUGGAUUCACCGGUGCAGCAAUGGGUGACGAUAGAAGAAUGGCUGCUUGUGUUGGCCAUGCCGAGCUGAUCUCUGCUCUGAAAGGACCUGGCAGUGACAUUCUCAAGGAAAUGAUUGAAGGUGAUGGAAUCGUGGCAUGA